Molecule: messenger RNA, 717 nt
Organism: Orussus abietinus
Lineage: Eukaryota; Metazoa; Arthropoda; Insecta; Hymenoptera; Orussidae
Exons: 4
Coding region: 1-717 (238 amino acids)
Cellular component (GO): membrane
Molecular function (GO): transmembrane receptor protein serine/threonine kinase activity
Source: RefSeq, a predicted model, not a curated record
AUGAAUAAUGGAUGUGGCGAAAAGACGGCGACAUUAAGGCCCCCUGGCCUGAAUUCUCGAGGCGAUCCACCGUUGCUGAAAAUCCUAACCUAUUUCUACGUUUUCCCGUCGCAAUUCGCAGGAUUUAUCGCCGGGAGAAAAUGCACCUGUACGAGCAAAUCCUGCAAAGAAGCCGGGGUGAACACCUGCAGGACGAAAUCCUUCUGCUACACGGAGCUGAUCCUAACCUCCGACGGCAACCCGGGGGAGAACACCACGACGAGGGGCUGCACAGAAGGUGCACCACCCUUGCUGUGCGAGACCAAGAUCUGGCCCAGGUCGAAGCCAGGAGACCUCCAGAAUUUCCCCCUGCUUGUGCUCAAGUGCUGUGACACCCACGACUACUGCAACGCCGGUGACCUGACCUCGACAAAAAUGGCCAAAGACCCUGAAGAGGAUCGCCAAAUGGACCCAUCGACCCCUCAAAGUCUGGGUCCUCUAAGGGGACCCCCUGGCCCUGACCUAGGACACCCCACAACCGCAGGUCGAGGUCACGUGGAUCGAGGUCCACCUAGAGAGACAUACGAGUCGAAAAGCUACGCCGCGAGCCUGAUGCGACCUCUGCACGUCGCCGCCGUGGUUUUAGCCUUGGCAGCCCUGAUAUCCGUCCUCGCCGCCUGCUACGUAAUCACAAGAUUCCUCAGGAGUUAUCCAUACGUGGGCAGCUCCGUGGAGUAA